This is a messenger RNA of Penicillium nucicola, 1914 nucleotides long. RefSeq names its product AAA family ATPase CDC6. The record is from RefSeq and is a predicted model, not a curated record. The coding region runs from base 1 to 1914 and encodes 637 amino acids. Gene Ontology annotation, cellular component: nucleus. The transcript has 3 exons. NCBI's taxonomy places the organism in Eukaryota, Fungi, Ascomycota, Eurotiomycetes, Eurotiales, Aspergillaceae. Gene Ontology annotation, molecular function: ATP binding; DNA replication origin binding; ATP hydrolysis activity. Gene Ontology annotation, biological process: cell division; mitotic DNA replication checkpoint signaling; DNA replication initiation.
AUGGCUGGGACUGUCUUGGGAAAGCGCUCUCGUGGCGAUGCGGAAGGAUUACCAGUGCGUACCGCAAGCAAGCGCCGGACAAUUGCCCCCCGAUCCCGACAAGAACCGGCUCCUACUCAAUCGUUACGGCGGACAAGGUCGACUGUGAAGAAGACCGUUGAUCAAUCCAAUCAAGAGGACAGCAAGGAGAAUAUUGUCUCGGAUGUUUCAAAGCACACCCUCCGCGACGACGAGCCGCGGUCUCCGGUCAAAGCUAAAACACUUCUGCAGGUCCCAGAGUCAGUGGGCGAAGAGCCUACAAAGCCCGCCGAGUUCAAGACACCCUCGAAGUCCCGAUUCAGGGACGCCCUACCACAAUCUCCAGUCACACCCAGACAUCGGGUUCAGGUGGGCGCGAAGGCUUUAACCCCACGUACUCCCCGGCAUGCGGAUCUUCCUCCAACUCCACGACAGAGCGCUACUCCAACGAUCACGCAGCAGACCGUGUACUCCCAAGCCCGACAACUAUUCGCUCGUGGUGCUACAUCCGGCCGCUUAGUUGGACGAGACACAGAAAGAGAAAAACUGGUCACCUUUAUUAAAGAGGGGGUCUUAUCGCGCAAUGGAGGCUGUCUUUACGUCAGUGGCCCUCCUGGGACUGGAAAGAGUGCUAUGGUUCAGGAAGUAUGCGCAGACCUUGACCUAUCCGAAGUCAGAGUGUCGCAUGUCAACUGCGCAAGCAUGCGUAUGUCACGGGAUGUCUAUAGUAAGCUCAUCCAAGAUUUCUGCGAGGAUACAGAUGUGUUCAAGAAGAGCGAGGCGGAUCGUCUAAAGUCCAUGUUCAUUCCGUCCAAGAAAGGCAAUGAUAUGUUCCUAGUUACUCUGGAUGAGAUUGAUCACCUACUCAAUGGCGAUUCUGGAGUGUUGCAGUCUCUAUUCGAGUGGUCUCUACUGAAAAACUCCAAGCUGAUGCUCAUUGGCAUCGCUAACGCCCUGGAUUUAACCGACCGCUCACUCCCACAACUCAAGGCUAAGAACCUGAAGCCCCGGUUGCUACCGUUUUUGCCGUACAGUGCAACAUCUAUUGCUAAUGUCAUGACCAAUCGUCUUCGAUCAUUGCUUCCUCCGGGAACAGAGUCCGACCCGAAGCUGGUUCCUUUCGUUCAGCCUGCCGCCAUUCAGCUCUGCUCCAAGAAGGUAUCUUCGCAAACGGGUGACUUGCGCAAAGCCUUUGAGCUUAUCAAACGAGCAAUUGAUGUCAUUGAACAGGAGACUUUGCAGAAGCUGGAGAAACAAGCCAAGGAAUCCGAGAAUGUUUCUAUCCUGGCGGAGAACUCCAAUCUGUCUUCGCCUGUCAAAGGAGGUGCUGGCUCGAAGCCAACAUCGAUAUCAAGUUACACAGUCAUCACGGCUCCCCGAGCCAGUAUUGCGCACAUUGCCCGAAUUACGUCUGCGGCAUUUGGUCAAGGUACCGUUCAAAGACUUCAAAGUCUAAAUCUUCAGCAAAAAGCGGCAGUCUGUUCCUUGAUUGCACUUGAACGGAAACGCCGCCAAUUUGAGGUCCCAAGCACGCCCUCCAAGUCGCGAUCUUCGGCACCUACGGUGAAACAAGCUUUCGACACAUAUUGCGCGUUGUGCCGCAAUGAUAAUAUUCUCCACCCUUUGACAGCCACAGAGUUCAAAGAUGUUCUAAGCAAUUUGGAAACGAUGGGUUUGGUUGGUGAGUAUCAGGGCCGUGGCCGCGGUGGAACUGUGGCUGGCGGUACAGAUAUUCGCCGGACGCCUUCCAAGUCUGGCCAUGCGCCAUCAACACCUCACAAGGCUCUGGACGAACAAGGUCUUGUUUGCUUCGUCUCUCAGCAGGAGAUUGAGAGUCAGAUCGUCGGACCUGGCGAGGGAAUCCUUCGACGCCUGCUUCGCGGCGAGGGAAUCUGA